UUUUAUCCCACAGGCGUAACUCAAGGUGAGGGAAAGUUUCUUCUCAACUUCAGCAUGAACUGAGGGGAUGAUACCCUGCCUCUGCGUCCCUCCAUUGGUCCCCGUGUUGAGCGUGGGGGCCGUAAGGUGUGGCCUUGCACCGCUCGCCUCCUUCAGUGCGCUCACAAGGGAAUAAACAGCAAGAGCUAUAAAGGCACCAUUGUGCGGGGGGGACCACUAUCGCAUGUUUUCAGCUUCUGCUAUGUGGACUCAAGUAUGAAGUGAAAUAAAGAACUUUCCGGGAGCUUUUUGAAACUCUUCCAGGAGCACAAACGUCAGAUAAGUGGUGUCCUCAUUUGACUAAAAAUAACUUGGAAACUUUCUCACCGGCCCGCUAUGAGGAGCGCACCAUGAGGCCAGUUUGCUGUGCUCCAUCUCACUGAAGCUUGCCCUGCAAACAGGUGGAUUUCGGAUAUUUCGUGAAGGUAUCUGAGGCCUCAGCAUGCCAGUGCCCCCUCCUCCCCCUCCACCUCCCCUGGCUCCCCCACCACCCCCACCGCCCAGUGCUGCGCUACCACAGUGUCCAUCAGAGCCUCCUAAGCCCCAGUCUGGUGGAGGAGGAGGUGGAAGGAAUGCCCUGUUGGCCGACAUCCAGAGAGGAGCCAGGCUCAGGAAAGUCACACAGGUCAACGACCGCAGUGCCCCAUCCGUUGAUAAGCCCAAGGCCAGCACUGGAGAUGUUUCCAGCAGUGUUGGUGCUUCUCAGGGCUCAUCAGCAGGGACUGCACCCAUGGGACCCUCUUUGGGUGGGCUGUUUGCUGGAGGGUUCCCCACUCUCAGGCCUAUAGGUCAAAGAGACUUAGCAGGGAAGACCCCAGUGUCGCGGUCGAGCUCCUCUGUCUCCCUGAAGCCCCUGUGGAACCCCCCCUCACCAGCGGACAUGAGCAUCAUCCCUGAGCCUCACAGGACGGCGGAGCUCCGAGGCUCCGUCCACCGUCCGCUCGCUGCGUCGUCCUCUGCUCCUCCCUCCCCCUCUCACAGCAGCAAGCACCCGCCUCCUUUUCCGGCUUCCCCCACCACCUCCUCCCCCCCUGCCCCUCCCUCCGCUCCUCCCCCACCUCCCCCACCUCAAGCCUUCCAAGACCGGCCAGCUAACAGGCAUCCGCCACUCCCCUCCUGCCCUCCUCCUCCGCCUCCGUCCCAGGUUACCAAGCCCACCUGGCUCCCUAUCCAGCACUCCCACCACACCACUAUCUCCCAGCCUUCCACUCCUCCUCCACCUCCUCCUCCUCCACCUUUCCAACCUCCUUCAACUGUUCCAGGGGACCGCUCCUCUGGCUGCUUCCACCCUCUGCCCCCCUCCCCAGUCCACUCUGAACCUUCUAGGUUCCCCAUCCUGCGGGACAGCCCACUGGGACCUCCUCCACCACCUCCUCCACCCCCUCUCCCAGCUUCUUUUACCCCUAGCUGCCCCUCCACCCUCCCGCCUCCACCACCCAAGCUUGCCCCAUUGCCCUCCCCAGCCAUGCGCUCUCUGCCUCCCUCGUACCCCUGCAACGCUCCCACCCGACGUCCGCCUGCUGUGCCCAGAAGUGCAGGUAUGAGUCGUCUGGCUCCCCCUCCAGCUCCUCCGGCACGUUCCCCCUCUACUGAGCUGUCCAGCCGCAUUCCUCCACCUCCACCUCCACCUCCACUGCCUCCAUCAAGUCUCAGGAAUGGACACCUGCACAGCCUCGAUGAUUUUGAAUCCAAGUUCCAGUUCCACCCUGUAGAAGACUUACCUCCUCCUGAUGAAUUCAAGCCUUUCCCUCGGAUCUAUCCCAGCAAGGAAAACAGAGUGAACCCCAAACCACCUGGGAUGAGGACAUACCUCAGAUGAGUCAAGGCCUCACCCUGCCCACCCUCCUCCACACACACACACACACACACACACACACACACACACACACACACACACACACACACACACACACACACACAUCAGGAAGUUCAAUCUCAAUCUCAAACUCAAUCCUCCUCUUUCCUUCUCAUGACAAUAGCAUAACUGCCAUGGACUCGUCUGGAUGUAAGUUCUGUGUGUGUAUGGGUGUGUUUUUAUGCGAGUGUCAAACAGGGUCCCGCCUCAUACAGACUACGUGACCUCAGACCUUUUCCAGUGUGGAAUGUUUUGAAUGUGUGUGAGGAGGAGGGCUCUCCCUACUCGUGCUCAUGCACACCAUGGACAGUGUCUUCCACUAGCUAUAUUUAACAUGACUCUUGACACAGUCUGCAUUUCACUAUCUGUAUACAGAAUCUAAUAUUUUGAUUUUAUCUCUUAACUGACUUUUAUAUCAGGAUGUCAUGGUCUGUCCCCUUACACAGUAGCACUUUUAAAGUCUGCAUCCAACCCAGAAGCAUGAUUGUAAAGCUCUUUUAAAGACCAGCAACAACUACUACAAGUAGGAAAGUUACUUUACUGCAGUAGGUAACUUUAAAAAAAUAAUAACUUUUUGUCAUAUUUGCUGAAACUUUAGCUAUAUUCUGACCAUGGUGCAUUAGACAGAUAAUCUGUGAAAAAGUCAAGUUCUUCUGUCUCCUCCUAGUGCUCUGGGUUUUUGAAACAAUCCACUGCGCCUGAAUGAAAACAACCAAUCCGAACAGAGAAAGAUGAUUGUUGAGUGUCAUUGCUAGGUCUCAACUAUCUUCAAGCCACCAACCCAAAGCACCAGUAUAUUACGACUUGAGAAUGAGUGUGUCUUUCUUGAAAAAAAAAACGCUCCAACGAUGUUCUCCCUGCACUUUUCUUUUAAAAAAAAGCUAGACAAUCCUCUCAAGAUGUCAUCUGUUUCCCUUUGUUUUGGGAACUCACUGUUAGCAAAUAAACCUCAUGUGAAUUUUUUAUUUGUAACCACUCACUUGCACUGCACGAUAUGCAAACCUAGGGGGUUCUUAAAUCUUUGUACAUAUAGUGGUGUUCUUCUGUGUUUAUGUAAUUGUUUUGUUUUUUUAUAAGUAAAAUAACAAAUGAAUCCAUAAAAGUGUAAAAGAAAUAUAUUAUUAGUAGGAUUAUGGGAAUGCAUCUGUUUUAAGUUACACCAUUAUGAAUCGAUAAUGAAUGAGAUAUAGUGUUUCCUUUCUCCCAGUGUAUUAACCAAUACUAACACCUGUGAAGACAGUGCCACCUGCUGGUUCAAUGUGUAAAGUAUUACAAGGUGUGACCACCAAAUAAACCACAGUAUUUUGUUAAGAAA
Molecule: messenger RNA, 3209 nt
Organism: Dicentrarchus labrax (European seabass)
Lineage: Eukaryota; Metazoa; Chordata; Actinopteri; Moronidae
Product: WAS/WASL-interacting protein family member 3-like
Molecular function (GO): actin binding
Source: RefSeq, a predicted model, not a curated record